CUCAAUCACAUUGCCAUGUGCGCACUGCUUUUGUUACAAAAUCGCAUUCAGGCAUACAGAUGGUAGUCCAAGCAUGCAUACACACAGGCAGUCACGGGAAAGGAGGAAAAACGACUCGAUCCAUUCCCACAACCACACCAUACCACACUACACCAGACAGGCCCCUGCAGCAAAAAGUAGUAGCCAUACUGAGGUGACUCAGGCACAGACACAUCCAUUCUCAUCGUGACCAAAAACGAGCUAGCGAGUUACUACUGAGUUACUGCGAACGAUUCCUCUCACUGUGCUCACUGACGGCUAUCUCGGCAAUCUUGUCAAAAUCUUUGUGCGGCACAUCUGCCAGAUCGAAUGCGCGGUCCCUGUUCUUUCUGACUACAUGGUCAUACACACUCCCGUAUGGCCACGCCUUCUUGAUGUCCUUCAUGACGGGGUGCGGGAUGCCCGGCUGGUUCUCCUUUGGCGCCGAAGGGGCCGUCCAUACCGUGACGAACCACACAGGGAUGGAGAUGUAGGGGCACUGAGCCACCGACUCGAUGUCGGACGCACCGUCAACCAGACCAAGGACGUCUGCAUGUGUCGCGAAACCUGACACAUGCACACGCUGAGUACUCACACGAUUCCCUUUGUGUGUUUGCUGAGUACGAGUACCUGAGAGGAUGGCCUGUGAGAACGCCUCGAUCUCUGUGCGAGGCGAGUUGUCCCGGCAGAUGACCAUGCCCAUCAAAUUGUUGGGAUUGUCGGUCAAAAUCUCCAGCUGGAUACCCUUCUUCAAGAAGGCCUCCGUGAGGUACGGCUUCAGCGCCCCGAGAAACGCCUGCUGAGCUCCACUCUGCACAAACCACGCACACACGGACGUGAAGGUGCGUGCAUACGCGUGCGUGAGUGCACUGACCGUCUUGUAGGCUCCGUUUGAGUAAUGCAGCCCCAAUCGGCACACUUGAGCCCCCCGAGGCUUUGGCGGUGUCACCGUCUUACGCUUCUCGUGAGAUGGUGCUGUUGACGUCCCGAUCUGCAGCCGCACUUCACUCGUCGGCGUCUCGGUCUCCCUCGUCCGGGGCGUCAAUGAGCCCUGCGAUGAUGACGAUGUCGUAACGCUCUCCUCUUGGGCCUGCACAGACACACACACACACACACGCACACGCACACGCACACGCACACACAUGCACACACAUGGCACCGUGGAGGCAUUUUUGUGUCGCUUGCUAACCUCAGCCACUUCCAGCUGGGAUGCAACCUCAGUUGGAGGAGGGGUGAAGGCCCAGUUCUCAGGCACCGCACUCGAGAUCCUGGGGUCGCCGAGGAAGUCGAUGAUGUCGAUUCUGGGCAUCGUUUGCCUCCCCUCCAGACGGAUGUACUGCCCGACGGCGCCAUCGACGUAGUGCUCACGGUUCGGCUUGUCCGUAUACUCCCAAUCUGGCCCUCGCUUGUACUUGUACUGCAGAACACCAUCCUUGCGCAGGGUGACCUGGAUCUCCUUCUGAUACAUGACGCCCCUGGGGCAAGCACAACAGAGAGACGUACAGGAAGCUUCAAAUUAUGCCGCCGCAUCACUCACUUACUUGAGGCAGCAUCUUUCGUCCUUCUCAUUGAAGGUCGCCUCCGGCCUUGGUGCCUCAUCCCAGUGGCCUGAGCGCACACACAGAAAGGUACGAUUUCCCCUCCUCAUACGCUAAGCUCGCUUACCGAUCUCUGGGCAGUUGCCGUGCACACUCAACGGGAAAGUGGUGCUGGGCUUCUCUCCCACAGGCAGGAAGACUCUGAACCUCAACGUCACUUUGUUGGUCUUUGGCGUCCAACUUGAAGGCAUGAUAGCAGGUAGCAAAUUGCCCAUGUUUGCGUCGUUUCCUCUCUUUUGCGCACUUCCACGCGUCAUAUGGCUGGUGCCAUGGGCAGCCUACUAUCA
Vitrella brassicaformis is the source of this 1903-nucleotide messenger RNA. Lineage: Eukaryota; Vitrellaceae. The record is from the annotation of a GenBank genome assembly.